UUCGACUCCAGUGUAAUGCUGGCUUUCGGACAACAGUGGCGUGUCUGUGCGCAUAAUCCAAAUAAAAAUAAAAACUCGAUUAAGUAUUUUUAUGAAAGAAAAAUGCAAUUACCAAGUUAUUAAUUUUAAUCGUUUAGGAGUGAUCGUACGACUAGAGCGAACUGCUCUUUUGAACUGCGCUUAACAGGAACGUAUGUAGGAAACACAAAAAUGACGGCACUUAACGCAGUCAACGUCGUGCUUGGGUGCAUUAUGGCACUCCUCAUCAUAUUGUUUACCAUCAGCUCUAUUGCCAGAUAUUAUAUCAAGUUUACAUUAUUUAUUGUUUUAUCGUUGAUAUUCGCUUCGGCACCGCUACCUUUAAUGUUGCUUAAGCGGUUUGACCCGAGGAAUGCAUUAAUACCAGCGGCACUUUUGCGGCUCACAGCGAGGUCCCUCGGCAUUCGGUGGACUGUUCGAGGGCUGGAGAACGUGGACAACUCGCGAGGAGCCGUCAUUCUUCUCAACCAUCAAAGUGGACUUGAUCUCUAUGUGCUGGCAGUGCUAUGGCCGUUGAUGGCAAGGUGCACAGUGGUGGCCAAGCGCUCGCUGCAGUACUUGGUGCCUUUUGGAACAGCUGCCUGGAUGUGGGGCACAGUGUUCAUAGACCGGGGCGCGAAGUCCGCGAGAGACGCCCUCAACAAGCAAGCGGAGGCGAUACAGACGCACAAGCGCAAACUGCUGCUAUUCCCUGAAGGCACCCGGCACUGCGGAGAUCGGUUGCUCCCAUUCAGGAAAGGCGCAUUCCACGUGGCGCUUGCUGCGAACGCGCCCAUCCAGCCCGUCGUGGUCUCCAAGUACCACUUCUUGGACUCGAAGAGACGCCGUUUUGGUUCAGGCGAAAUCAUAAUAACGAUAAUGCCGUUGAUCGAGACUGAGGGUGUGGACAAGGACGACAUCAGCGCACUGGUGGACAAGACGCAGAUGGACAUGCAAGAGAUGUUCUCCAAUACCUCCGCUGAGACGCUCGCGCGCCGCACCAAAUUCGCUGAGGCUGAAUGAGGUAAAUCUAAACCGAAUCCGUAAAGAGCUGUGAUAGUCAUACAUAGAAAAGUUUAUUGUUGGUGGUCAAAUACUUUAUUAUUGUACAAGUUUUGUAAAUAUUAUACAAAAAUGAAAUUGUAUUAAAAAUACACAAAAGGUUGUUUUUCUUAAAUAAAAAACAUUAACCCUGUGUGUUGUUUUUUUAUUAAAAGACUGCACAUAUGAAAAUAUGGAAAAAUAGUUCACAUUUCAUUGUUCUUGUCUCAAAUAACAUACACAAGUAAAAAAUUUAGGACUAAAAAUCACAUAAGAUACAUUUUUGGUGAUUAAAUACAGGGGGUUCAUUAAAAAUACUAUGACGUGUUUUAAUAAUUAUCAAAAAUUACAGGUAUUUUAAAACGGAUUUUUCAUUUGAGAUCACGAAAUGUAAAUGUAUGUCUUUGUUAAAAUAUUCCUUUGUCUGUGUAUGUAUGCAGUGUGUAUUACCAUUUUAAUUUUCAUCAAGGUUUUGAAUGCUUGUUAAGAAGUUAAGUUCCUAAUUUAUGCAAUGUACUGUAGUAUUACUGUAUUUUCCAGAUUAACUAUUCGAUUAAAGGGAGUGUGGUGAAUUAAGUACGACGUUGUGUAAAAAUUACCUAUAAGUAUUAGGCUGAGUAACAUUUUUUUAGUCGUGAUCUCGAAUAAAAAUCCUACUGUCUACGAGCGAUUUAAAAACAAUGCAAAUACAAACGUGUAGGUUUUUGUGCAUUAGUUAUAUUUUACGAUGAAGCACUCAGGUUUUCGUUACUGUUUAGGUAAUGUAAGUUCAUAUUACUGUAAGGGCAGUAUAAAAAUAAAAGCUACCUUAUUUCAAGCCCUAUUUAUUACUUUUCUUGAGUUUGGCGUAUGUUGCGAUGCAGAAAAGACAUUGCGAUUGUUUUCGGUAUGUUCAUGAAACAUUACAUUUUUCUACGAUAAUUUAUUCCUCUUAUUAUACUAUCUCAAAGUCUGCCAUUAAAAUAAUGCUUUUCUGUUAUAAUCGUCAUUGAUAAUUAAAUUUCAUCCACAUCGCAGCUUACGCUUAGC
Molecule: messenger RNA, 2088 nt
Organism: Ostrinia furnacalis (Asian corn borer)
Lineage: Eukaryota; Metazoa; Arthropoda; Insecta; Lepidoptera; Crambidae
Gene: AGPAT2
Product: 1-acylglycerol-3-phosphate O-acyltransferase 2
Exons: 9
Coding region: 211-1041 (276 amino acids)
Biological process (GO): phosphatidic acid biosynthetic process
Cellular component (GO): endoplasmic reticulum; membrane
Molecular function (GO): 1-acylglycerol-3-phosphate O-acyltransferase activity
Source: RefSeq, a predicted model, not a curated record